Molecule: messenger RNA, 1125 nt
Organism: Mucor velutinosus
Lineage: Eukaryota; Fungi; Mucoromycota; Mucoromycetes; Mucorales; Mucoraceae
Exons: 5
Coding region: 1-1125 (374 amino acids)
Biological process (GO): protein dephosphorylation
Molecular function (GO): protein serine/threonine phosphatase activity
Source: RefSeq, a predicted model, not a curated record
AUGCUAAACCGCUCUCAUCAUGCAUUUGUCUCUAUAUACGCCAAACAAUUUGCUCGUCCAAUACUAGCUACCUGUGCAAUACACACUUGUGCUGCCAAGAGAUCUAUUGCAGCAAUUUCACCGCAAGAAAAACCUCGCACAAACCUCAAUGUCAUUGAUUUCUUCCAUCCUUCAUUGUCGUCCACCUUGUUUCACUACACACUCAAUCUGGGCGUAUCUGGCUAUCCAAAAGCUGGGAAGCCUGUGGAGCAGCUGGAUGAUUUAAACAUCUAUUCAAGCGUUCAAGUGGGCGAUGAUGCUUAUUUCAAACGUCAGGAUGCGUUGGGUGUGGCAGACGGUGUUGGCGGCUGGCGAUCGCAUAAAGGUGCCAACCCUGCUUUAUAUUCACGUAAAUUGAUGCAUUACGCUCAAGUGGAGCUGGAUCGUAUCAAAACAAAUGUAAGACCUCAGCAACUACAAGCCAAACCAGAUCCAGUGCAAGUGUUGGAGAGCGCUUAUCAUAUGACGACGUUAGAUGCACAAAACGAGGGUAUAGUUGGGUCGACCACUGCCUGUAUUGUUAUUUUAUGUCAAGACGAGCUUCGCAUCGCCAACUUGGGGGAUUGUGGCGUGUCAGUAAUUCGACGGAACGACUACAUAUUUCGAUCUGAGGAGCAGCAACAUUCAUUCAACUUUCCUUAUCAACUAGGCACAGCUUCCUUUGAUUCCCCGAAUGAUGCACAGCAAUUUACAGUCAAGGUUGAGGAGGGUGAUAUUGUGAUUCUUGGAUCUGACGGAUUGUUUGAUAAUCUAUAUGACGACGAGAUUUUGGAAGAGGUGCAAAAUUGCAUUGAUCAGCAGACAACGACCGACAACAACAACACAGAUGGGGAGGACAAUGUUGAAAAAGAAGAUCAAAACUCGAUGCUACACCGCAUUGCACCUCAAACGAUAUCAGAUGCGUUGGCUUGGCGAGCCAAGAUUGUGAGUGAAGACCCAGAUAAUCCUAGUUCCCCAUUCCAAGUGAGAGCCAUGCAUGAAGGUCUCUAUUACCAGGGCGGAAAAGCAGAUGAUAUUAGUGUUAUUGUAGCAAUAGUGAAAAAAGAUGAACAACCACCUGAGCCAUCGCCACCACCAUUACCUUAA